GGGGUGUCUUUACUACCAUAUUCCACUAGUGGGCAAUGUUCAGUUAAUCUAUCACCAGCUGCGGCUUUCAACAGAUGUGGUGGUCAAACACAUAAAAGUAAGUAAGAUCAACUUAAUGAGAUCAAACAUUUUCGUCGUCGAUGGAAACUUGCAUAAGAUGGUCUACGUCUGUACGCAAAUGUUAAUGUACGCUUUAUUUGACAAAUGUUUCAAUCAGACAGUGUAGGCAAAUAUUAACUGCAGUUGGACUGUGAAGGAAACAAAACAGCUAAAACCAGGUCAAUCAGGCUAUCAGUUCUACAAUUUUGCACUCUUGAGUAAACGAGUAGCGUAUUCCAGUUGUUUUUGACCAUUGCAUUUUGGGAAAUGGUAGCGCUGUAUCAGUCACGAUGACGUGGGCAAGCCUGAGAAAACUCUGGAGGUUGGAUGAAGAAAAUCACAGCCUUUUGCUCGCUACCGUGCCAAACGCGCAAGACUACACCAAAGCGCAGAUGACUAGACACACACAGACACCACCCUAUCCACUCCACUAUCGCGAAUUAAUGGGACACUCAAGCUACCGACAUGGAUAAACAUAUCAACACUGGAUCUCACGGAACCGAGUACAGUGCUCCACAAGCGUCUAUUCGAAAGCCACCCCGGAGCCUAGGCGCGUCUUUAGGCUCUGGUUCUAGACAACCCAGCAUCGAGACCCUUGACAGCCCUACUGGAUCACACGUUGAAUGGUGCAAACAGCUAAUAGCAGCCACAAUCUCAAGCCAAAUAUCCGGAGUCGGGCCCGUGGCACCUGAACCAAUGGCUCGCGAUUACAAGGCUCUGAGGGAUGGGAACAAGCAGGCCCAGCUGGAGGAGGCCCCACGCAUCCCGGGAGAGUCCAUCAAAGCCAUAGCCAAAGAUGUGAUGUACAUCUGUCCCUUCUCUGGGGCUGUGAGCGGCACUCUGACCAUCACAGACUACAAGCUCUUCUUUAAGAGCCUGGCUCGGGAUCCCCCGUUUGUCCUGGACGUGAAUCUGGGAGCUAUCAGUCGCUUGGAGACCAUCGGAGUGCAGAACCACGGGGAGAACACAAGGGGACUGGAGAUAGUCUGCAAAGACUUGAGGAAUCCUCGAUUUGCCUACAAAAAGGAAGAACAGAGCAAGCUGCAGAUUUUGGAGAUGUUGACCCGAUUUGCGUUUCCUCUCUCCCAUGAUCUGCCGCUGUUUGCCUUCCUGUACCAGGAGAAGUUUCCAGACGACGGCUGGAAAGUCUACGACCCCACAGCUGAGUACAAGAGACUGGGUCUGCCUAAUGAGAGCUGGGUGAUGAGUAAGGUGAACAGCAGCUAUGAGCUGUGUGAGAGCUACCCAGCCCUGCUGGUGGUGCCCUCCAACAUCACUGAUGAAGACCUCAAGAGGGUGGCCGGCUUCAGAGCCAAGAGACGCAUCCCAGUGUUGUCGUGGAUCCACCCAGAGACGCAGGCGGCCAUUAUCCGCUGUGGGCAGCCCCAGGUGGGCCACGCCGACCGCCGCUGCAAGGAGGACGAGCGCUACUUGCAGACCAUCCUGGACGCCAACGCACAGUCGCACAAGCUCACCAUCUUCGAUGCCCGCCAGAGCAGCGUGGCAGACACCAACAAGGCUAAAGAUGGGGGCUACGAGAGCGAGAGCUUCUACCCCAAUGUGGAGCUGAACUUCCUGGAGAUCCCCAACAUGCACGUGAUGCGCGAGUCCCUGAGGAAGCUGAAGGAGGUGGUCUACCCAGACAUAGACGAGGCACGCUGGCUAUCAGCUGUGGACGCCACACACUGGCUGGAGUACAUCAGGUUGCUGUUGGCUGGUGCGGUGCGUAUCGCCGACCGGCUGGAGUCUGGCAAGACGUCGGCCGUGGUGCACUGCAGUGAUGGCUGGGACCGCACGGCACAGCUGACCUCCCUGGCCAUGCUGAUGCUGGAUGCUCACUACCGCACCCUGCGCGGCUUCCAGACGCUCGUCGAGAAGGAGUGGCUCAGCUUCGGACACCGCUUCGCAUCGCGGGUGGGACAUGGAGACCAAAACCAUGCCAACUCUGAGCGCUCUCCACUAUUCGUUCAGUUCAUGGACUGCGUAUGGCAGAUGACCAAACAGUUUCCGUCUGCGUUUGAGUUUAAUGAGUUGUUCCUCAUCACGGUGCUGGAUCACCUCUAUAGCUGCCUCUUUGGGACCUUCCUCUACAACAGCGAGAUGGAGCGCGUGCUUAAGGAGGUGCCAAGCCAGACGGUGUCCCUGUGGUCGUAUGUCAAUAGCCAUGUGGAGGAGUUCUCCAACCCCUUCUACGUGGCGUACGCCGACCAUGUGCUCUACCCGCUGGCCAGCACCCGACACCUGGAGCUGUGGACCAGCUACUACGUACGCUGGAACCCACGCAUGAGGCCACAGGUCCCGGUGCACCAGAGUCUGAAGGAGCUGCUGGUGUUGCGUGUGGAGCUGGAGAGGAGAGUGGAGGAGCUGAGGAGAGACUCCUCUUCAUCAUCAUCAUCCUCAUCAUCCGCAGCAGCAGCACAGCAAGCAUCUAGCCCUGCCACAGCACCCAUGCACACCAUAGUAUAAACAUAGUCACAUGCACGCACGCACACAUACGC
Engraulis encrasicolus (European anchovy) is the source of this 2597-nucleotide messenger RNA. It is a transcript of the gene mtmr1b, whose product is annotated as myotubularin related protein 1b. Bases 565 to 2565 code for a protein of 666 amino acids. NCBI's taxonomy places the organism in Eukaryota, Metazoa, Chordata, Actinopteri, Clupeiformes, Engraulidae. Gene Ontology annotation, molecular function: phosphatidylinositol-3-phosphate phosphatase activity; phosphatidylinositol-3,5-bisphosphate 3-phosphatase activity. Gene Ontology annotation, cellular component: cytoplasm; membrane. The transcript has 15 exons. Gene Ontology annotation, biological process: phosphatidylinositol dephosphorylation. The record is from RefSeq and is a predicted model, not a curated record.